CAACUACCUCUGACGACUACUUUGCUCGUCUUAACCACCUUCCAGUGUCGUACUCCGAAGUUUAGAACCAAAAAGGCUUAAUCCUCGUCCAUCAAGUCAGACUUAACCAAACUUGCGCAUUUGCCAGAAUGGAUCAGGACCCAGGAGACUUACGAAUAGAAGACAUUCUGAACCAACUUCUUGGGCCAUCUGAGGCGGUUAAAUCAACCCUGACGGCACAAUUGUCUCCGGUACAGGAUAAAGACGCUCCGAGCACGCGUUCUAAUAACGACAGCUAUAUAUUGGCGGUUGUUUCAAGCUCUGAGAAUGUUGAGGAAGAAGGCAGUGUCUUUAUCUUCAGGCCUGUGGUUAUAAGGAAAGAACCGGAGUCGGACAAUGAACUGGAUUACCAGCUGCUUGCGACGCUCCCACUGACGAAUGCUUUGUCAAUUUCUGUGGCGCAGUCAAGAGCGCGGUCUGGUACAAUAGACCUUCGCCCUGGAAAAUAUGCUCCUGCAUCAGGUCCAUCCUUUGUAUUAACUCUUAACUUUGCCGGUCAAAAAUACGUGUUCUUUGCGGAGUCUUCCGAAGAGCUUGGCUCCUUCGUCUCCGAAUGCAGGAGACUCAUCAAAGUUGCGGAUUCUGCUCCACAUAUAGACUUUAGAUGGCUCAACAAGUACCAUGCACGGCGAAGACUUCGAGUGCCUGCUCUGUUUCCGCGACCGGAUUUACGAAAACUCGUUGAACCUGCUCAUGCAGGUCUUUCAGAAGCUUGGGCCGGCCAACCUGGAGAUGAAGAUGCGGAUAUUGAGCACAUUCGUAAUGAGUGGUUGCGAAGAAAGCUCGAUGAAGAUAAGAGCGUCUUUACUGGAGAACGCAAUAUUCGCAUCCGGUUGGGAACCUUUAACGUCAACGGGAAGACUCCUUCGCAGGACCUCUCACCCUGGAUUCGCCCACAACAUAACAAACCAUCCGAACAACCAUCCCUUCCAGCUCUCAAGUCCAUUUCACCGAUUUCUUUAUCGUCAUUCACGUCUUCCGAUUACCUGUCUGCUAAGCCCACCAAUUCAGGGAUGAACGAUGCCACGGCUUCUCCUCAGGAUAGCGAUCCAGAUAUACUUUUUCUAGGUUUUCAGGAAUUAGACCUAUCAACGGAAGCACUUUUGUACAGCUACUCGACAACGCGUGAAGAAAUGUGGCUUGAGGCCAUCUUCGCAGCUCUUGGCGAAGUUCGGGAUCAGUAUAUGAAGUUGAUCUCGAAGCAACUGGUCGGCAUGCUCGUCACUUGCCUUGUCAAAAAGGAACUCGUGAAAGAUAUAACAGACAUGAGAACGAGCUCCGUAGGAACGGGAAUAAUGGGUGUACUGGGAAACAAGGGAGCCGUCGCAUUGCGUCUAACACUCGGUUCUACGGUAAUCACGGUUGUAAAUGCUCACCUCGCGGCAUUCGACGAAAACAUUGAUCGGAGAAACUCUGAUUUCCGUGACCUUACGCAACGCCUCUCGUUUAUAUCGUAUCCGGAGCAGUCGUCCUCUGAAGAGGCCGGAGAAUCAAAUUCUGAGUCAAUAUUCCAAAGUGAUAUUCUUUUCUGGAUGUCAGACUUGAAUUAUCGCAUCGACCUUUCGGAUACUGAAGUUCGAGAACUCAUCUCUGGGGGCCCAUUAACGCGUAACUAUGAUAUCCGGGAUCUACUAAGCCAUGACCAGCUGACAAAAGCUCGACUCGGUGGCAAAUCAUUCGAGAACUUCAGAGAAGGAGAAAUAAGGCACCGCCCGAGCUACCGAUUCAGUGCCGGUGUUGCAACAGAUCCGAAUGGAUACGAUAUGAAACGGCGCCCAGCUUGGACAGACAGGAUACUUUAUCAAGUUGCUCCUCAUGUUUCUUUGACCCAGACAAAUUAUGACGCCCACCCUGAGCUGACAAUGAGCGACCACAAACCAGUAUCUGCGGAAUUCGUCAUAACUGUUCAAGAAGCGGAUGAAACAGUGUAUUAUGAGCGGAUGCAAGAGCUGCUUGCGAAAGUUGGUGACUUAACAGAAUCGGACGAAACACCGAAAAUGAAAAUCCAGCUGUCAGAAGUCCAAUUCUGGGAGGUUCGACAUAAGCGAAAGACGAGUCAACACCUGACGCUGCAAAACUCGGGGAAGAUUCCUUGUGCAUUUCGCUUUGUGUCAUUGAGCGAUGGCGAACCAGCCUUCGUCCCAUGGCUUUCAGCGGAACCUCAGAUGGGCAUAAUUCUCCCAUAUGAAGAGCUUUCGAUCAAGUUGACUGCUUAUGUCGACGAGAACUCUGCUUCUGCAUUAAAUGUUGGCAAUGCACAACUACAACAUACAUUGAUUCUCCAUACGUUCCGGGGCAAAGACCAUUUCAUUGUUGUCACUGGAGAAUACAGACCCACUUGUUUUGCGAAUGAACUCGAGACAUUGGUUCGCCUUCCAGGACCUAUUCGAGAAACUCGCAAAGAGAAAGAGCCACUUGCCGAAAAGCAAAAAGCAAACGCCCCGCGAGAAAUUAUGAGAUUGAUAAAUUGGCUAAUGACAAAUGCCACUAAUAUUCCUGACCUCUUCACUUCACACGGAGAUGCUCAGCUAGAAGAGACUAUCCAAGAGUCGUUAGAUACGGGCGAAGAGUUCAACUUCGACUCUAAGGACAUGUCUGAAGCUGAAAGGCGUAAAUUGGCACUAUCAUUCGCGGAUGUUCUUUUCGAUUUCUUCCAGUUAUUGCCGUCUCCUCUCAUCCCGGCCAGUGUUCAAGAUCGCUGUACUCAAGCAACAGAUCGAGAUGAAGCAUUCGAAGUCAUGUCAUCGGAGCUCCCUGGCACUUCUGUUAACGUCUGGAUCUCUUUGACCGCCUUUCUGCACUAUCUUGCACAACAAAUUAUCCCUGGCGAAGAGAAUUCUGGCGGUGGCACAAAGGCAUCGCUUCUUGCUUGUAUUUUCGCUCCUGUUCUCCUUCGAGAUGAACCAGACGCAGCGAAACGGGUUUCACCACUUGCUAAAAGACGCUUCUUGUUGCACUUUAUUCAAUAAUGCAUCUUACAGGUAUUAAUAUAUGUACAUGUUUGUAUGGUCGAUAUAUGUAAUGGGGAUUAGGCCUAGUUGUCCGCUUAACUUGCAAGGACUACCAACAGAAGAAAGAUGAGUUUUCAACAACCACAUCAACCGCGUUUUCUUCGUUUUCUCUUCCGAUCACCUUCGUCUUUUCCAUUCUGCUCUUGCACGGGCUCCUCUAAACUAGACGUGCCUUGGGCAUUUGCGAUAGCGGCUUUCCUGAUCUUCUCCGGUACCUUUUCCCAAUACAUUUCCUCUCGUUUUCCUUGGAUGAGCUCAACUUCAAUCAACGAACCCUUUGUGGCAAGUGUACCAAUAUUGUCUAACGGAUUCGAUUGCACAAUCUUAUGCUCUGAGAAGUACGAAACUAGCGUCCGCACAUGCUGAGGACCUGAUAGCCGGAGGUAGCAGCUGUCAAGUCCUUUAGUAUAGUCGACAUAGUCUAUACGAGAAGAGUCCUUCUCGAAUGCAGACGCGAAAAGAGUACGGAGCGUCGUCUUGUUCGUCUCAGGGUGGACGUUCUUGACGAACACCAGGCAACCCACUGGAAACCAAGCGGGAACUUCAUCCUCAAGCAUAGAUCUAUUCUGUUUGCUAUCAGCUGAAAC
Messenger RNA from Fomitiporia mediterranea MF3/22, 3637 nucleotides. RefSeq names its product DNase I-like protein. Gene Ontology annotation, molecular function: phosphatidylinositol-4,5-bisphosphate 5-phosphatase activity. Gene Ontology annotation, biological process: phosphatidylinositol dephosphorylation; signal transduction. The transcript has 22 exons. Bases 129 to 3008 code for a protein of 959 amino acids. Lineage: Eukaryota; Fungi; Basidiomycota; Agaricomycetes; Hymenochaetales; Hymenochaetaceae. The record is from RefSeq and is a predicted model, not a curated record.